AUGUACGCACAUCUCAUAGCGGAUUGCCAGAGGAAGCACGCCCCUGCCAACUGGGAUGCGUUCAAGAUUUCACAAUCCCCCAGUCAUCACCAUUGCGGAUUGCCAUUUCUCAAGGGCAACACAGAUUCCGUGUCGGUUGACGAUAGCGCAUCAGUGUCAACCAACAGCGCCUACUUCACAGACAAUCCAACGGUGAAAGCUAAGCGUGACGAUGGUAAGGUCGAUUAUGUCCUAGUGAUGGAUACGUCAAGGUCAGCAAAGCUCCAGCAAGUAAUACUCCGUGUUGCUAGUCAAGACGGCGGUGUCAAACAAGCUAUCGCCCCGCUGAACAGAGCCCGAUCGCUGUUUCCAUUGAAACGAAGCCAGAGAUGCCACAGCAAGACCCUUUAUACCAACUUAGUAUUCAGGCUGCCGCCCGGCACCAACAUAUGUACACCCUCCCACUCGGCCCUAGGCAUUACUGGUUCUGGUGGCGCUGGUGGUGUUAGUCCGCUGCGUCUGCCACUUGUCCAGGUUGUCGGGCAUGUAUGCGUAUUUGGGUCCAUGACCAUCGGUAAUACGGAGGACGGGGUCUCGACCCAUGUCCUACUUGCGUUGUUACAGGCUCUGAAGAACUGGGUCGAAGGCACGUCCCAGGAAGCCAUGAAGAAGUGGUUGUGGUUGAGGAUUCAUCUACGGGCACAUCGGAAGCCCCCUCGUCUUUGA
Molecule: messenger RNA, 705 nt
Organism: Pseudomassariella vexata
Lineage: Eukaryota; Fungi; Ascomycota; Sordariomycetes; Amphisphaeriales; Pseudomassariaceae
Exons: 3
Coding region: 1-705 (234 amino acids)
Source: RefSeq, a predicted model, not a curated record